AUGAAGACUGCCAUUGCAGCAGCCGCUCCCCUCCUCCUAUUCCUGGCCCUGGCCGCCAUGGCAGGCGCCGUGACGUUCGACGCGACGAACACGGUUCCGGACUCCGCCGGCGGGCAGAGAUUCGACCAGGACGUUGGCGUCGACUACGCCAAGCAGGUGCUCUCCGAGGCCUCGUCCUUCAUCUGGACCACCUUCAACCAGCCCAACCCGGAAGACCGGAGGGACUACGACUCCGUCACCCUCGCUGUGGUUGACAACAUCGAGCCUGUGGCCCAGACCUCCGGGAACGCUAUCCAACUCCGAGCCCAGUAUGUCGCCGGCUUCGACGAGGGCGACGUCAAGAAGGAGGUGAAGGGCGUGCUGUACCACGAGGCGACGCACGUGUGGCAGUGGAACGGGCAGGGCAGGGCAAACGGCGGGCUCAUCGAGGGGAUCGCCGACUACGUGCGGCUCAAGGCCGACCUCGCGCCGACGCACUGGCGCCCGCAGGGGAGCGGCGACCGUUGGGACGAGGGGUACGACGUGACGGCCAAGUUCCUGGACUACUGCGACUCCCUCAAGGCCGGGUUCGUGGCGGAGAUGAACAGCAAGCUCAAGGACGGAUACAGCGACGACUACUUCGUGCAGAUCCUGGGGAAGAGCGUGGACCAGCUGUGGAACGACUACAAGGCCAAGUACCCCCAGCCCCAGGGCUGA
Triticum turgidum subsp. durum (durum wheat) is the source of this 696-nucleotide messenger RNA. The record is from the annotation of a GenBank genome assembly. NCBI's taxonomy places the organism in Eukaryota, Viridiplantae, Streptophyta, Magnoliopsida, Poales, Poaceae.